This is a messenger RNA of Motacilla alba alba, 6500 nucleotides long. RefSeq names its product mal, T cell differentiation protein 2 (gene MAL2). Gene Ontology annotation, cellular component: membrane. Gene Ontology annotation, biological process: myelination. Gene Ontology annotation, molecular function: structural constituent of myelin sheath. NCBI's taxonomy places the organism in Eukaryota, Metazoa, Chordata, Aves, Passeriformes, Motacillidae. The transcript is spliced from 4 exons. The record is from RefSeq and is a predicted model, not a curated record. Bases 335 to 1126 code for a protein of 263 amino acids.
AUGCUUAUACAAAGAAGCAUAAGGAAAAAAAAAUGCAUUAUACGCAGUCUGGUGAAUGUGUACCUUUCUCUACCCCGAACUUUCACAAACAUUUUCUACUACUUUUAAGCAGUGGUGCACAGUUGAGCCAGUCUGAACAAAAAGAAGAUACAAAUGAAAUGUUUUCAGUAUUUUGAAUGGAUAACCUAGUAGGCUCCUUUAAAAAACACAAAAAGUGCAACCACGCGAUUUCCAAGCCCGAAUAUCCGUAACCAGGAGGUAAAUAACAACCUUUUGCAAACCGGCAUUAGCAAAUCACGCCCCGAGUCCGGCUGGCCUGAUUCAGGACUCGUGAAUGCGGAGCGCCGCGCUUCUGGGGCAGCCGAGAGGCAGCGGCCGGACGCGGCCCGAGUCCAGCUCCGGUGCCCGGCUCGGCGGGGCCGCGCCCGGCCCCGGGCGAGGCGAGGCGGCCGCGGGCGGUGCCGGCGCCGGGCCGGGCAGGGGGAGGCGCGGGCCGGCCCGCCCGCACCUGCGCCCGCCCUCGCCGCCGCCUCCUCACCCACCUGGCCGCGCUCGGCACGGCCGCCGCCGCCGCAGCAACAUGUUGCCCAGGGGAGCCUCGUCCAUGCCGCCGCCUCCCAACCCCGCUCCCUACUUCCCGCCUCCGCGGGUCACGCUGCCCUCCGGCCUGGAGAUCCUGCGCACCUUCUCGGGAGCCGUCAUCUUCCUGGAGAUCGUGUUUGGAACAAUAGUCUGGAUUUUGGUCGCCUCUACCCAAAUUCCACUGCCAGUGCUGCAGGGAUGGGUAAUGUUUGUGGCAGUGACAGCGUGGUUGCUCUCCAUUGUCUUCCUCUCUGUGUUCCUCUUUGGUUAUGCAAAUAGAAUUGCUGUCAACUGGAACCAGGCGGAUUUUAUUUUCCAUGGGGCUACUUUUGUCUUUUAUUUUGGAGCAUUUCUACUGCAAGCAGCAACUACAUCUCUGCAUUACUUUCCCCGCAAAUUCAACUCCACCAUACAAGAGACGAUUUUAAGUGGUCGUGAAUAUAACAUAAGCAUAGCAGCCUCGAUUUUUGCCUUUGCAACAGCUAUUUGUUAUGGUUGCAGCACAGCCCUGGCAUUAAGGAGAUGGAGGCUAAAUAACAGCUGAAGAGAGGUUAAUGCCCACAUGUUCCACUUCAGAUCAAAUUAAGUGCUACUUGUCUGUUUUACUGUAAUUUAAUUUUAAAGGACUUUUUUUCUGCUUAAAAUCUGCUUUAAAUGCAUGUAACCCCUAAUCAGGAUUUUUUUCAACAGGAAAAAAGUUUCCAUCUCUUCCCUUUCUGAUAAUUACUUUUACUGUGUACUCAUUGUAAGGUAUUAGAGAGUUUAGGGAUGAAGAGAUACGUCAUUAGCAGACAACAGAACUCCAGUGCUACACCAGAAGAGGAAGAAAAUGGAAAUCAAGCCAAGAUGUUCUCUGCCCAGGCAGCUAAAAAGCUGCCCCCUUGUUAAGCCUUGGGAUCAAGCGCUUCGUUACAGUGCACUCCACACAGGUAGAGCCUUGAGGCUCCUGGUAGAGUCAUGGGUGUUCUGCAUGCUGCCCUUUGCAUGAUCAGAGCCCAAGCUGACUUUGAAAUUCCAACUUAGUAUAUAUAUAUAUGUGUUAUUAGCUUUGAUGUACAGAGAAAAUAUUUUAAAAAAACAUCCAGUGAAACCUUUUUAUACUCUCUUAAAGCUGUGUCUGCUUAGGGUCACCUGAGCCUUAAAGCUUACUGUGUUCCGUACUAGAUGAAAACUGGGACUUUCAAUCAGUCAUUUAUUAGUUUUAGGAAUUUAGCUUAAUCAGAUCUAUUUAUACUACAAAACAAAACAGUGCAUUUGUGUUGUGUGUGUAUAUACAUGGUAUUUUUUUAACAGGAAUUUUUGCACUGUUUAACUUUGUUGGAGUACAGCUUUGUUCCUGCUACUUCAACUGCUGCAUUUGUUAGGUAUUAUGUGAGUCAGUAUCAUUUGAAUGGAAUGUUACCAAAUAGUGAAUAAUGUCUGACCUCAAUUCUUGCAGUGUGUUAUUUGUUGCAUUCUCAAGCUGCAGUGUUGUAAAGGUGUUCUUAUUUGGACAGAUGCCUGUGCAACAUCUUGCUGAAAGCAGUGGGAUGCAAAGCGGUCCGCCCACUAUGGAGUUUGCUUUUCACAUGAAUGAUAUUUAAUUGAGCCUCUCUUGAAUAUCCUGGUGUAUGAUGACAUGCAAUAUGAUAUACAGAAAAUUGAUUUAGCAAAACUAAACUAUAGCAUUGUGCUCUGCUCCCUGACACUCAUGUUGUUUUGCACAUGGUGAAGCUUUUGGUCAUAUUGCUAGUAAAUAAUUCUUGCUUUUGUGAAUAGUGCCAAAAAGAUAAGCUGGGACAAUAAAGGCUCCCUGUCAUUUGUAAAACAACUUGUUCACUACAUCUUGCCAGUGCACCUGAUUAUUCUGCAGAGACCAGCAGUGGUUGCGUAAGGGAAGGCAGGAUUUCCUUCAUUCCCCGGCCUACUCACUCUCCUUGAGCCAGCAAGGGUGUCUGCCAUGGAGGUUACUUUAUCAAACUACUCAGGUACAAGGAUCUCUGAGGGGCAGGUUCUUGUGGGUGGCACAGCAGUGAGUGGCACCCUUCUGACUAUGGAACCACUUGGUCAUCCUGAGUUACUACAAUGGGAUGUUGUCAUUUAUCUGUUUUCUAAGAUUUUGUACUCUGCCUGAUUUUUUUUCCCCCAGUUCUCUGAUUGCAUUGAAAAUUUUUGUGAACAUUUUAUCUAGAGUCAUAUACUUUUAAAAAUAUUUCAUGUUGUACAAAAUACAUUUACACUGGAGUAUAUGGAUGAAAGUAUAUAACGAAGACUUACGCUAAGCAGCAUUAAAGUAACUUAAUAUAUAUAUGGCAGUAGUCUGGUUAUUAAUUUUGUCUUUGGAAAGUAUCAAAAAUCCUACCUUCCUACUCUGACUCAUCUGAUGCUAGACAUACAAAAUUGAGGCUAAGAUUUCAUGAGAAGGCACAGUUGCAUUGGGGCUAGUUUCACAUAUACUUAAUUAGUGUCACAGCUACUUUGCCAUGAGACACAGUGUGGAUAUUGGUGAGAAGAGUAAAGUCUACAUUUCAACAUUACAAUGUAUCAAACAAAUGCUGAUCUUUGGUUUGGUUUCUCCUGUGUCCUGCACCCUCUCUGUGCCCUGCAUACCACAGGCUGUGCAUGCCACAGCUGCAGCCAGCUGAGAUCAUGGAGGGCAGAUCCUAAUGUUUUGCACAUUUAAACCUGCACAGUUUGAAUCCUUCACAUGGAAUCAAUUGAAGAGCUGUCCAAGCUUAGUUGGCAUUUGUAUCUAUCCUCCAAGUUCAAACAUGAGGUGUAAAACCCUUGAUUGGUGAGUGCUAUUCAAGUCUCUUAAUCUACUCGUGGAAGUCCAGAUAGCAGAGUGCGGUUAGCGUAGCAUGGAAACUGUUUGCAUAGUGAGGAAAGACUGAACUUUCCCUCUCAAGUAUCAAAGACAAACAAAGGACAGAGAAGAGAUAAAGGUAAAAACUACAGUAAUGAAGAACAACUUUUGCAGCUAAAAUGGAGUGAAAGAAUAGAAUUUUUGCGUUAGUGAGGACAGAGUUUUGCUAUGCUUUGAGGAAGAUCUAUGGACAGUCAAACUGGAAUAUGCAGUUAAGCUCUUUCAAAAAAAAAAAGGAAAAAAGUCAGUAGUUAAUUUUUUAUUGCUUUAUACUGGGAGCUAAAAAAGUAGGUGUGACUUAGAAAUGGUAUGUGCGUGCUGGAUGUGUGCAAAUACUGAUACGGGUGUAAUAUGUAAUCCUUGUGAUAGGUAUUCAGGGAAAAUGUGCAAGCUGGUUCUAAAAAAUAUUUCUUCCUUGUAAGAAAAUUCCUCCAAGCCUAUGAUCUUCAAGGACACAAGCUUGGACCUCACCAAAGAAUGGAAGGCAUGUGGGGGGGACAUAGGAAGAUCAUUUAUCUCAAUUGAUUUAAGGUGAAAGGAGCAAGAGUGCAGAUGCCUAAUAGUGUUUUCAUGAAACAUCUCUUUUUGAUGUGAAGCUGCAGUGCAGCACUAUCUAAGGUACCAUGCAGGUCCCUAUUCUUAGAAAAUAUUUCAUGGUGUUUUGGAUAGCACUGUGUGGUAGCUGCUGGUAAAUAAGGAGAAGGAGCCUCAAAGGAGACUUUCCUUCAAAGGAUGCGGAGAUAAGCAACAGUUAUUGCAGUUACUCUCUUUCUAAAGAGAAGUGAAAGUGCACAUGUUAGAAAGCUAAAAUUUUGUUAGAAUUUUGGCCGAAAAUAUGCACAGCAUGUGCUUCACUGAAGUCCUGACUCUGCUUCUGCCUUGCUAAAUGUCUGGAAAUAAUCCAAAGUGACACAGGUCCUGCAGGAUUAUUGAUCUGCAUGGGAUCAGUCUGUUCAGAUUCUCAUUUCUGUGGCUGUGUAUAUUGGUUAUAACUCCUGAUGUGAGUAAAGUUGUGCUACUGUGAAGUGUUUCCUUAAAACUCAGCUGUAAACCACAGCUUUUAAAAGGUAGUGGCAGAACCAGUGACUACACAAACCUAUGCCCUUCAUAGAAAUAAAAGAAAAACCACUGGAUAAUCACUCGACAUAUGUUGUCUCUUUCACUUCCAAAACCAGAUGACAAUACUGACUCCUGUUGCACUUCCUCUAAUUGCUGUAGAUUUGCAUUUGCUUUAUAACUUUAAAGAAUUUUGACAUUUAUAAUUUCACCAUCUGAAUUUCAAAAAAUAAGAGAGCUUAAAAAUUAAAAACUUGUUCAUUCCAUUAUCUAGCCACUGUGAAAUUGGUCUUUGAACAAAAGCGUCCUGAUGCAUUUCAUGCUCCUCUGCCAGGCUGCCCAAGUUGCACAGAAAGGCUUCCCAGGUUUUGGUGCAAAGAUAACAGUGAACCAUUAGUUCUCAGACUGAGAUGCAAAUAGAAUAUUGCUCUUUUCAGUCUUACAAAAAGAAAAACUUGAAAGUGAGAGCAUGUUGUCUUUCUUUCUGAGCUGUAUUUGUACAACUGGUCAUGACACAGUAGUCUUUGUUGAGACAUAAAGAAAACCAGAAAGAAAGAAGAAAAAGCAAAUCUUACGUACUAAAAUUAGUAAACAGAAAUGGAAAGUUUUGUUUUUUUUUUUCCACAAAGCUGAAUUCAGCAUGAUUGUUCUCUUUUCUCUCACCUUCUUUUGCUCAAUUUUGGUGUUUAGAUAUCUAAACACCCUUAUAACCUGACCAGCUCAGACUUUACUGUAUUUAUCCUCAAGGUGCUCCUGUAAAGAAGAUAAGUGCUGUUCGCAUUUCACAGGUGGAAACCUGGACACAGAGACACUGAAGAACAACUUACCUGCCAGAGGCCUCUCUCAGGAGAUCUGUGGAGCAGGAAGAGGAAACCUGGUUUCUCAAGUGAGAGUUUCUUGGUGCCUUGCCCAGCAGCCUCUGCUGCUGCCCAUUGUGGGUUGGAAGGAAGCACUGUGGUGUGGGUUGUGUGUGACCUGAGCUCACUCCUGGCUCUGUCGUGGUGAUGUUACUCUGGCAAUUAGUUACAUGGGCUUAAAAGGUACAAUGACUGUUUGUGGAGGAUUAUGAAUCAAAGGGAGGUUUAAAAUGCCAGAUCAGCAUUCCUAGAUCAAACAUCGUAGUUUCCAGGUGUUCUAACAAAUUUUGGUCAUCCAGUUGUAAGUAGACAUGGAUUUUCUGUUUGAGGUGUUGAUCUACCUUCUGCAUCUUCAGAGAGGAUAAAGGUCCUCAGGAGUCUGUAGGUUUCUGAUGCUUCCUGCUAUAUGACAUGAUUUAGCCUUAAAUUCUUGGAACUAGCAAAACACUACCUGCCUUGAGCCUGCCAGGACACAGCACCUUUCAGUUCAGAAACCUGAGCUAAGUUUUGGCAACUAACCUGUCACGUUACCUUUCAAGGGAACACAAUGAUCAAACGAGGUUAUGUCUAGGUGUGGUUUUAACAUCUUUCUUGCCAUGGGAUAAUUGCAAAUGUCAGUAAAGGUUCUGGAGAUUGUGGACAGUAUAUUCAUACACUUAUGUCCAGAGUUAUUGUGCUUGGCUUCAGAGAAGCUCUUAAGCAAGAACUGAACCCUAUGGAUCCAUACGGGGUUUGAUUAUGGUUGCAACAUUAUUAGUAAUCUUAAAAGAAUUACUGCAGAUUUUAAUCUCAUACAAGCACCUUUUCCUGGUCGCCUCAGCAAGGUGUGGUUUCUGUCAUUGGACCAGUGCUGCGACACAACAGCAGAUCAGAACAAACCUGAUGAAAGCUCUAUAUAACUUGAAAAGCAUGAUAGAAUAGUUUGGCUUUGGAAGAGAUCUUUAAGGUUCUGCAUUCCUCCUGCUGCAGAGCUGAGACCUCCCACAGCUCUGUUGCCCUGUGCAGAGGUGCUGGGAUUUCCCAGUUAUCUGAUUUCCUCCUUGAGCAGUUCUGCUUGCAGUGCCCACCAAUGAUUGGCUUUUAACAUCACUUUGUUACAAGUGGUUUGGGUUCAAUAACCUUUACCAAACAAAUUAAUGAGGCAAAAAGUGUUUUAUUUC